UUCAAAAGAAUAAACAAGAAAACGAUAUGAAGCAAUGAAAUACAGCAUGGUGCUGGUACUGGUGCUUGUUAUUGCGGUUUUAGCCGCAGAUGGAGAGGAUGCCGCUAAGUGCCGGACAGCCCAGCUUAGAAUAUGGGACUGGUAUUAGUCGCUCUCUUUAUUCAUCAUCUCCUUUCUUUUCGCUCUAUCCUAAUAAGAUGUAUCUGCUGAUGUAUUUAACAGGUGCUUACAUCUAUUACAAUUGUUUCUUCCUUUUUUUUUUUUGUCAAGAGGUUUUACGCCGAGGCUCGAGUAUUAAGGCUAAGCGGCUGCAAAGAGAGAGGGUAAGCUUACAUGGCGGCUAGUAACGAUGCCGCUCUCCCAAACAGCCAAUGGCCAAGACGGCCACUGUAGGGUUGAGCAAUUUGCCAAGCUGAUUGGCAGCUGUUAUCUAAAUAGGUAGCUCGUGGUGCGAUCGGGGCUGAAGA
This is a messenger RNA of Trichoderma asperellum CBS 433.97, 467 nucleotides long. The record is from RefSeq and is a predicted model, not a curated record. Lineage: Eukaryota; Fungi; Ascomycota; Sordariomycetes; Hypocreales; Hypocreaceae.